Molecule: messenger RNA, 510 nt
Organism: Stylonychia lemnae
Lineage: Eukaryota; Ciliophora; Spirotrichea; Sporadotrichida; Oxytrichidae
Source: the annotation of a GenBank genome assembly
AUGAAUUUUCCAACCAAUAAAAUGUUGAGUGGAUUAAAAGGUAUCAGAAUUAGUCAAUUCAUAGUCUAGAUCUUGGGCAAGAUAGAUAAGCAAAUUAUAUGUUUUAUUUUGGAUUAAUAUCAAACAUCACUUCUUAAUUUGAUUACGACUAUUUCGACAUAUCUUGCUAAGACUCCUAUAACUCAAUUAUGCAUUUCGGAUAAGGACAGAACCUCAAAAUCAAGUUUCAUUGUAUCCUAGUUUGGUGGUAUAAUAAGAUUGAAUAAUAUUCAAAUAGUUGAUUCUAAUACUUCUACUUUUGGGAAAUUAAUGACUGUUGAAGCCUUAUCAGAUGUAUCUUUUUUUUCUGCUAAUGCUGUAAACACAAUUUAACUCGAUGAUGUGAAAGUAACUUAGAUAUAAUCUCAAUCCUUAGAAAUUCCUAUUUUUAAGAUUUCAACUCAAACUACUCCUAAUUAGGAGCCCAAUGAGGGGGCUUUGGAUAUUUUGAUUCUUCAAAAAUCCUAUUGA